Durusdinium trenchii is the source of this 489-nucleotide messenger RNA. NCBI's taxonomy places the organism in Eukaryota, Dinophyceae, Suessiales, Symbiodiniaceae. The record is from the annotation of a GenBank genome assembly.
AUGCAUUUGGAGGGUUUGGUGGGACCCAGCAAGAUGCACAGCUACGCCUUGAGUAGUGGGAACUUCUUGGUGGGCUUGCGAUCCUUGAGUAUUCCCAUCAUCCUGGCUGCUUGUGGCAAGAUUGCUGGACCUUCAUGGCAACUGGUCCUGGGCUGUGAUUACCGAAUCUGCUCCAAUGACACUGACUUCCUCUUGCCUAUCAUCUCACCACCGGAGUGCCUUGGGGAAUUGGUGGGUUCCGCCUUAGCCUCGCAGCUCUGCAUCAGCAGCGGCACCUUGGACGCGCAAGCGCUGCAGGAGCUGAACAUCCUCAACCAGGUCCGGCCCAAUAAGGACGAAACCGCGCGGGCGGCCAGUGAACUGGCCAAACGCAUCGCCGGUUUCCCAGGUAUCGCCUGCCGCCAGACCAUGAGUUUGCUGACAGUGCCACCUGUGCGCUAUACCACGGUAGGGUCGUACAAGCUGCCGGAUCCCGAUGUCAUCGCAUAA